UUUACUGUCAUCGGACUGUCAAACGAUACUGUGAUAUAAAACAAAAAAUAAAAAAACUCAAAGGCGUCGGCUUUAUUUUACCCUUGUAUUUGCAUAAUUUUCAUUCAGUUGUUUAACAUUUUGGAUUUUUACAAAGUAAAUUUGUAGUGAAAUUAUUGAAAGAUGAGUGCAACGAAACUAACACCAAUACCAGUGAUUACAAAGCUAAGUUCAACGUUAAUUCGAAUUCUGGGUUGUAACCCUGGUCCAAUGACGUUGCAGGGAACUAACACAUAUCUUAUCGGAAAUGGCAGACGUCGAAUUUUGUGCGAUACCGGAGAACCAAAUAAGCCAGACUACAUAAAGCAUCUUAAAACAGUAUUGCGUGAUGAAAAGGCCACAAUUAGUGAUAUCAUUUUAACACAUUGGCACAACGAUCACAUCGGCGGUGUAAGGGAUGUUUUGCAGUGUCUGGAUGAUGCUAAUGACUGUAAUAUAUGGAAACACCCGAGAACCGAUGCAGAAGAUUUAUAUUCAGAGGUUUUGGGCGAUUUUAAAUUACAAUCUCUUGAAAAUGGACAAGUUUUCAGCACCGACGGUGUAAAUUUGAAAGUGAUACACACGCCUGGACAUACAACAGAUCAUUGCAUUCUCACUAUGGUCGAAACAAAAGAGAUUUUCAGUGGUGAUUGUAUUUUAGGUGAAGGCACAGCAGUAUUUGAAGAUCUUUAUGAUUAUAUGAAGAGUUUAAAAUUAAUUAUCAACGAAAAUCCCACAACAAUUUACCCAGGACAUGGCAAUGUUGUUACAAAUCCAAUACCAAAAAUUCAAUAUUACAUUGACCAUCGGAAUCAACGUGAAGCCCAAAUAUUUGAUGUACUUGAAUCAAAUCGAGACAUAUGGUAUACUGCUAUGGAUUUAGUGAAAAUUAUUUAUAUUGAAACGCCAGAGCAGCUGUGGAGGGCAGCCGCCCACAAUGUAAAACAACACUUGAAAAAAUUAGAAAAAGAGCACAAAAUCGAAUCAAAAAUAUUCGAUUCACCCGAUGAGCCAGAUGGCAUCAAGUGGAAGUACUUAAAAGACUAAAUUGCAAUUAAAUUUGUGCCAAAUAGAGAUGAAUAAACUCCAAUUAUUUACGGAA
This is a messenger RNA of Contarinia nasturtii (swede midge), 1120 nucleotides long. Its product is annotated as beta-lactamase-like protein 2 homolog. NCBI's taxonomy places the organism in Eukaryota, Metazoa, Arthropoda, Insecta, Diptera, Cecidomyiidae. The transcript has 4 exons. Bases 163 to 1065 code for a protein of 300 amino acids. Gene Ontology annotation, cellular component: mitochondrial matrix. The record is from RefSeq and is a predicted model, not a curated record. Gene Ontology annotation, molecular function: single-stranded RNA binding; RNA endonuclease activity.